GUUGUCGGCCGGCCGAAAUGUCUUCGACCGCUGCACCGUCUCCCAGCGUCGUCGAGCGCGUUCAAAACUUUGUCCAGGAGCACAAGAAGGUGGUUCUUAUCGGAGCAGCCGUCGCAGUGGUUGCGAUUGGCGGCGCCGCAUACUACGCUUCGAGCUCUGCUUCAGAGCAGGCGGUACACAAAAAGGAUAAGAAGAAGCCCAAGAGCAAGAAGAAGAAGGGAACGAGUGAUGACGGUCCUCUGCUGGAGGAGGUUAAGCCGACAGCGGAGGGCGGCGAGGAUGACGAUGAGCUGGUGAUGACGAACGAGAGGAUUGCUGCACUGUCUACAGAGGAGCGCUCGAAAGUCGCCGCCUCUCUUAAAAGCAAGGGCAACACUGCGUACGGCAAGCGCGAGUUCAAGAAGGCGGCAGAGUACUACACGAAGGCCAUUCAAGUGUCAUCGAAGCCUGAGCCCACGUUCUUUAGCAACCGCGCUGCAUGCUACAUGAACAUGGCUCCUCCGCAAUACGAGCAAGUUGUUGAGGACUGCGAUGCUGCGCUGGCCCUGGAUCGACGGUACGAGAAGGCCUUGGGCAGACGGGCAAACGCUAUGGAGACGCUCGGCCGCUUUGAGGAGGCCCUUCGAGAUUUCACCGCGCUCACUAUUUUCGAACAGUUCAAGAAGGAGACGACCACCAACGCUGUGGAACGAGUCCUCAAGAAGCUCGCUGAAACAAAAGCGAAGGAAAUCCUGACUGCGCGUCCGGAAGCACGGUUACCGGGCCAGACAUUCAUCUCUGCCUAUUUCGGCGCGUUCCGUCCUCGCCUUCUCCCAACGCUUCCUGAGAACUCAACUUCUGGCGAUUGGAGGCUCUUGGACUCCCUCAAAGCCCUUGAGGCGCAGGACUACAUCCACGCGCUCACGCUCGCGAACGAGGCUCUCGAGCAGGGUAUCUCAUGGGACGCUGGCAAGGCGGAAGCCCUUAACCUUCGGGGGACAUUCAAGUUCCUGACGGCUGAUGUCGCCGGCGCGAAGGCCGAUCUUGAGGCAUCGAUUGCGCUUGUUCCCAGCUACACUCAGAGCUGGGUCAAGGUCGCAAGCGUCUUCAUGGAGCAGGGCGACCCCAAGAAGACAUUCGAGUGCUUCGAGGAGGCCCUGAAGCACAACAAGAACGAUCCCGAUAUCUUCUACCAUCGCGGUCAAGUGCUGUUCAUUAUGGGCAAGUUUGAGGAGGCUGCGAAUGAUUACAUCAAGUCUACCGAGCUCGAUGACAACUUCGUGUUCAGCCACAUUCAGCUCGCCGUCGCGCUGUACAAGACGCAGAACCUGUCCAAAGCGAUGGACACCUUCCGUCAAACACUCCAAAGGUUCCCGCAACGCAGCGAACCAUAUAAUUACUACGGCGAACUCUUGCUGGAUCAGGGCCGCUUCCAGGAUGCCGUCGAAAAGUUUGAAAAGGCGAUUGAGAUUGAAAACGCUAAGCCGCCGCCGAUGAACGUCCUUGCGCUCGUAAACAAAGGUCUAGCACUCUUCCAAUGGAAGAACGACAUCCGCGCGGCCGAGCAGUGCUGUGAGGAGGCUCUCCGCAUUGACCCUGAGAGUGAGGCUGCCGUUGCGACGCUUGCUCAGCUCAGCCUGCAGCAGAACAAGAUUGACGUUGCCGUGAAGCUGUUCGAGCGCCAGGCGGACCUGGCGCGCAGCGAGCCUGAGCUUGUCAGCGCGCUGACAUACAAAUACGCAUCGGCGUCACAGCUCCAGUUCAUCCGUGACUACCCCGAGAUGGCCACGUCACUAUCUGGCAUCGCGCAGGAGAUGGCUAGGGGCGCAUGAGCGUGGCAUACCACCCACGCUGUUGGCUACGUGUGGGCUAAGGACACUUUCGUUAGCUACUAGCUAUGUAUAUCCUUUUAAUAUUCUCACUGCGCUGAGUUUCAAAGCAAGUACCCCUCGC
Phanerochaete carnosa HHB-10118-sp is the source of this 1932-nucleotide messenger RNA. RefSeq lists its product as uncharacterized. The record is from RefSeq and is a predicted model, not a curated record. Bases 18 to 1811 code for a protein of 597 amino acids. NCBI's taxonomy places the organism in Eukaryota, Fungi, Basidiomycota, Agaricomycetes, Polyporales, Phanerochaetaceae. The transcript is spliced from 10 exons. Gene Ontology annotation, molecular function: protein binding.